AGUUGUGCCAUUAUCAUCAUGUCUGGAAGAGGUAAAGGGGGAAAAGGACUCGGGAAAGGAGGCGCUAAGCGCCACCGCAAAGUGUUGCGUGAUAACAUCCAGGGAAUCACCAAACCCGCCAUCCGUCGUCUCGCUCGCCGCGGCGGUGUCAAGCGUAUCUCCGGUCUGAUCUACGAGGAGACUCGCGGUGUGUUGAAGGUGUUUCUGGAGAACGUGAUCCGUGAUGCCGUCACCUACACCGAGCACGCCAAGAGAAAGACCGUCACUGCCAUGGACGUUGUGUACGCGCUGAAACGACAGGGACGAACUCUGUACGGCUUCGGAGGAUAA
Messenger RNA from Xyrauchen texanus (razorback sucker), 330 nucleotides. Its product is annotated as histone H4. Gene Ontology annotation, molecular function: structural constituent of chromatin; DNA binding; protein heterodimerization activity. The coding region runs from base 19 to 330 and encodes 103 amino acids. The transcript has a single exon. Lineage: Eukaryota; Metazoa; Chordata; Actinopteri; Cypriniformes; Catostomidae. Gene Ontology annotation, cellular component: nucleosome. The record is from RefSeq and is a predicted model, not a curated record. Gene Ontology annotation, biological process: nucleosome assembly.